This is a messenger RNA of Camelina sativa (false flax), 682 nucleotides long. RefSeq lists its product as uncharacterized. Gene Ontology annotation, cellular component: nucleus. The record is from RefSeq and is a predicted model, not a curated record. NCBI's taxonomy places the organism in Eukaryota, Viridiplantae, Streptophyta, Magnoliopsida, Brassicales, Brassicaceae. Gene Ontology annotation, molecular function: RNA binding.
AAGCUUCAUCGUCGUCUCUUUCUCUUUCAAUUUCAUCGUUUCUGAGACACAGCGAGAGAGAGAGAGAAAUCUAAUUUCGUGAAGAGGAAUUUUUGAUUUUCGAGUAAGUUAUCAAUGGAAGAGAUCACGGAAGGAGUGAACAACAUGAACUUGGCCGUUGAUACCCAGAAGAAGAAUCGGAUUCAGGUUUCCAACACUAAGAAACCUUUGUUCUUCUACGUCAAUCUCGCCAAGAGGUACAUGCAGCAGUACACUGAUGUUGAAUUGUCUGCACUAGGAAUGGCCAUUGCUACUGUGGUUACGGUUGCUGAGAUAUUGAAGAACAAUGGCUUUGCUGUUGAAAAGAAGAUCAUGACCUCCACUGUGGAUAUCAAGGAUGAUUCAAGGGGUCGUCCUGUGCAGAAAGCUAAGAUCGAGAUCACACUUGGAAAGUCUGAGAACUUUGAUGAACUAAUGGCUGAAGCAGAGAAGGAGGCUGCAGAAGCUCAAGAGCAGAACUAAAUUGUUUUUUUUAAAGCUUUUUUUGGUUCAACGAUCUUAUAAUCUUCGUUUUCCCAUCUCUCUGCUUAAUUAAGAAGACACUUUUAUUUGUUUUUUAUUUCGUUAAUUUUUGGUUCACUUCUUAAAAUGUUAUCUUGGAUUUUGUUCUCUGUACCUGUGAACAUUUAUUUUAAUUUGAGUA